Molecule: messenger RNA, 1284 nt
Organism: Calypte anna (Anna's hummingbird)
Lineage: Eukaryota; Metazoa; Chordata; Aves; Apodiformes; Trochilidae
Gene: HTR1A
Product: 5-hydroxytryptamine receptor 1A
Exons: 1
Coding region: 52-1269 (405 amino acids)
Biological process (GO): regulation of behavior; adenylate cyclase-activating adrenergic receptor signaling pathway; regulation of vasoconstriction
Cellular component (GO): plasma membrane
Molecular function (GO): G protein-coupled serotonin receptor activity
Source: RefSeq, a predicted model, not a curated record
UGACCGGCGCCUCUUCCCAUGUCCGUCUCCUGAAGAGACUCCCUGCCCAGCAUGGAUGUGGCCAACAAUACUACCUCCCCAGAGCGCUCCCCCGAGGGGGCAGGCGGCCUGGGCUACCAGCUGCUCACCUCCGUGCUCCUGGGCACGCUCAUCCUAUGCGCCGUGAGCGGCAACGCCUGCGUGAUCGCGGCCAUCGCCCUGGAGCGCUCCCUGCAAACCGUGGCCAACUAUCUCAUCGGCUCGCUGGCCGUCACCGACCUCAUGGUGUCCGUGCUGGUGCUGCCCAUGGCGGCCCUCUACCAAGUGCUGAACAAGUGGACGCUGGGGCAAGUCACCUGCGACAUCUUCAUCUCGCUGGACGUGCUGUGCUGCACCUCUUCCAUCCUGCACCUGUGCGCCAUCGCCUUGGACAGGUAUUGGGCCAUCACGGACCCCAUCGACUACGUUAACAAGCGGACUCCCCGGCGGGCCGCCGUCCUUAUCAGUCUGACUUGGGUCAUCGGCUUCCUGAUAUCCAUCCCGCCCAUGCUGGGAUGGAGGACGCCUGAGGACCGCUCGGACCCCGAUGCCUGCACCAUCAGCAAGGACCACGGGUACACCAUCUACUCCACCUUCGGCGCCUUCUACAUUCCGCUCCUCCUCAUGCUGGUGCUCUACGGCCGCAUCUUCAAGGCGGCCCGUUUCAGAAUCCGCAAGACCGUCAAGAAAGCGGAAAAGAAGAAAAUCGCUGACACCUGUCUCACGCUUUCACCGUCCGCCCUGCAGAAGAAAAGCAACGGGGAACCUGGUAAGGGCUGGCGGCGGACUGUAGAACCCAAGUCUGCUGCCAGUGUCAACGGCGCGGUGCGGCAGGGCGAGGACGGGGCCGCCCUGGAGAUCAUCGAGGUUCAGCGCUGCAACAGCUCCUCCAAGACUCACCUGCCGCUGCCCAGCGAGGCGUGCUCUCCGCCGCCCUCUUCCUUCGAGAGACGCAACGAGAAGAACACAGAGGCUAAACGGAGGAUGGCUUUGUCCCGGGAGAGGAAGACUGUUAAGACCCUAGGCAUCAUUAUGGGCACCUUCAUUCUCUGCUGGCUGCCGUUCUUCAUCGUGGCGCUGGUCCUGCCCUUUUGUGACAGUAAGUGUUACAUGCCUAAGUGGCUGGGGGCAGUUAUCAACUGGCUGGGCUACUCCAACUCUCUCCUCAACCCCAUCAUCUAUGCCUAUUUCAACAAAGACUUCCAAAGUGCUUUCAAGAAAAUUAUCAAGUGCAAAUUUUGCAGGCAGUGAAGCCUGCCGCUCCAG